Saccostrea cuccullata (small rock oyster) is the source of this 335-nucleotide messenger RNA. RefSeq names its product xylulose kinase-like. Gene Ontology annotation, biological process: xylulose metabolic process; phosphorylation. Gene Ontology annotation, cellular component: cytosol. The transcript has 4 exons. NCBI's taxonomy places the organism in Eukaryota, Metazoa, Mollusca, Bivalvia, Ostreida, Ostreidae. The annotation marks the transcript as partial. The record is from RefSeq and is a predicted model, not a curated record. Gene Ontology annotation, molecular function: D-xylulokinase activity.
GGACGGUCUAAUCGUAGGAUGACCCAGUUUUCAGUGGACAGUAAACAAUGGAUGCUGGUGAAGAUCGGUUGUUUCUGGGAUUUGAUUUUAGCACACAACAAAUCAAGGCUGAAGCAAUAAAUGACUCUCUACAACUUGUAAAUGAAACAGCAGUCAAGUUUGACUCGGAUCUUCCAGAAUUCAAAACUCAUGGAGGAGUGCACAUCCACAACGAUAAUGUCACAGUUACUGCCCCUACUAUCAUGUGGGUCAAGGCCUUUGACUUGUUACUAGAUAAAAUGAAGAAGAGUGGUUUUCCCUUUCACAAAGUGGCGUGCAUUUCAGGGGCAGGACAG